AUGCCGACAGAAGAAGAGGAAGAGGAAGGUCUCUUCAUUUCGCAACAUCCUGCUCCGCAAAGUAUCACCGAGAGCGGUCAGAGAGCCAUUUUUGCUUGUCAGUUCAACCGACCACCUCACACUUUGAAAUGGUUCCGUGAUGACCGAGAACUAUGGGCACAGAAAGAAAAGAUCGAGAUCGAGACCAGCGACCAAGAAUCCAUACUCAUUAUUCAUAAUGUUGACGAACGUGAUAUCGGGCACUACUUCGCAUUACUUGACGAUGAACACAAGUCGAACGCAGCAGAACUGAUCUACUACACAGAGCCAUUACUCUGCUAUGAUGGCCCCAGCGGUCCGAUUACCGCUGGAAAACACUUCGAUUUCACUGUUGCAUUCAGAGGAUAUCCAGCGCCACGAUUGGAAAUGCUGCUUGAUGACGUCGAUUUGAGAGUGGUGGCUGAUGUAGAGACGUAUGACGAUUUUGUCUCGGUUCGAGUGAAAAACGUGAAGAAGACUUGUCACGUGCGGUUCAUAGCAAGAAACGAGCAUGGCGAACGGUCGCUUGAUAUUCCCAUUGAGGUCUUCGAUGUGCCCUCUGAGCCACUAAAUGUGACAGCGAGUGAUAUCAGCUCCACAAAUGCCACAAUUUCGUGGACGGCACCUACGUUCACCAACGGAGCACCAAUCAUAGAAUACUGCGUGGAGCGGAAAUCACUCGAGUUCUCCCGUUGGCGAACUGUUGGGCAUGUGCCGGCAGAACGUUGCUCAUUUAUCGCCAGUGACCUGUUACCGAAUGAAUUCUAUGCGUUCCGUGUGAGCGCUGUCAAUUCUAUUGGGCAAGGAAAACCAAGCAAAGCCGUAGACGUCGAAACAGCUGAAGAAACAGAAGAAGAAUUCGAGUUCUCUCUCGAAGACGAAAGAGCUACUAAAGCGAUCGAGGAUGAAGAGCAACAACAAGAGGAAGUUGAUGUCUUGUUUGCAUUCCUCCGAAGACAUUUCGUUCAUGGAAAGUUACGGGGAUUGGAGCAAAUGCUGUUCCGAUAG
Cooperia oncophora is the source of this 1026-nucleotide messenger RNA. NCBI's taxonomy places the organism in Eukaryota, Metazoa, Nematoda, Chromadorea, Rhabditida, Trichostrongylidae. The record is from the annotation of a GenBank genome assembly.